Molecule: messenger RNA, 537 nt
Organism: Eimeria tenella
Lineage: Eukaryota; Apicomplexa; Conoidasida; Eucoccidiorida; Eimeriidae
Product: PhIL1, related
Exons: 1
Coding region: 1-537 (178 amino acids)
Source: RefSeq, a predicted model, not a curated record
AUGCUGCAGCAGGAGCUGCAGCGGGCGCGGUCCGGCGCAAACUCCGGCUUCUACUCGAGCUUCCAAGAGCUGCCGGGGCCCCCGGUGGAGAGCAAAGCGCAGGAGUUCUUCGCAGCGCGGCGGCGCGCAGAAGCUGCUGCUGCUGCUGCUGCUGCUGCUGCUGCAGCAGCAGCGGCCCCCGAACUGCCGCAGCCGGGGCCCCACGGGUACCGCCCGGGGCCCCCGGGGCCCCUGCACUUCGGAGUGCCCUUUGGGGACGGCUGGGACGCGGGAGUUGCUGCUGUUUCGCAUGCAAUGUUCGGAAGUUCGGGGGCUUUCAAAGCAAUUCCAAUUCCUGUUCGAAGUGUCUUUCGCCGCAGAAGGCCUGGAGACGCAGCGCCCGAGUGGCCCAACGCCUUCGUCACCCGCGUGGACCCCUGCGAGUGCGCAGCAGCAGCAGCAGCAGCAGAAGAGGCCUUCACGCCCUGCGAGAUUGCGCGCUACAGGGACUCCGCCGGCCGGCCCCACACCACGCUGGACUUUUCGCCCCACCACUGA